AUUAAUAUGUCUCUCCUUCUUUUGAAUGCUAGCAAUAGAAUUGCUUAGGGAUUUUUGAAAGUAGCUGCAGAAAGUGGUAAAUAUGAAAAGAUCAUAUGUGCUGACAUUUUCCCUACUUAUUUCACUGUCCAAAGACUCCUCAAAUUUAAGUCAUCAUUAUCAGCAAACAUCGAAUUGUUCAAAAUCGGAGAUCGCCAAGAUUUACACGAUGUAAUCAAAUAAGCCAACAAUGUUCUAUAUGUCAGUCACGAUUAUUACUAAACCACAGCAUCCAAAAAGAAUUUAUUAGUCGCUACCUUAGAUUUGGUCAAAAAUAGAAACUAUAAGACUGUUGCUUAUGUUGCACCAGUGGAACAUGAUCAUCAAGAAGAAAUCGAUGAAUGGAAGCAUCUAGAAGUAGAAGGACGUCGUUUCAUUCCUUAAUUAGUUGGCAUCAGAUCUGACAUUACCUUUGGACCAAAUAGCACUUUCACUAAUAAAUUAGCAUCAAGAAUUUAUAAUGGUGAAAGCAUCUACUUCCAAAACACUGGACAAUCAUGUGCUCCCAUCUUCACUGGUGAUUUAGAAUCAAUUGUGGCUUAAGUUCUAGCAGGAUCACAUGCAGGAAAAUUACUCUUAGCUAAGGGACACAAACACAUUGAUUUCAAAUCUAUUAUUCAUCUGAUUGAGGAUAGUCUUGGAUCUGCAUACAAAGCCAAUUUAAAUCAAUCUUUCAUUGAAAAAGUACAAAUAAUAUUUUAAGUAUUUAGAUCAUUCAUCCCACUAAUAAUUGCAUCGUAGGUUAAUAAUUAUAUUGUCCAUCAUAUAUCAAUCUAACUAAGUUAAUAGCAAACUAUAAAGCAUUGGAAAACACUGGAUAUGAUUAAGUUGUUGGCGAUAAAUUAGUUGAUAUUGAAGAAUAUCAUAAGAAUAAUAAAACAGUAGUUGAUCAAUCAUUGAAAGCUGAUUAUUAACUAAGUUAUUUAAUUGGAUGAAUAAAUGAUGAUCUAAAUUCAUAUUAAAAAAAUAAAUAAUUAAAUUAAUAG
Molecule: messenger RNA, 1025 nt
Organism: Paramecium octaurelia
Lineage: Eukaryota; Ciliophora; Oligohymenophorea; Peniculida; Parameciidae
Source: the annotation of a GenBank genome assembly